AUGGCAUCUGCUGAAAAGCACGCGAAGAGCGAGAAAGACCCGCUCUCCCAGACUGGGAGUAAGCAAGCUGCAUCUUAUGGGGCGGUCGAGCGUGAUCAAGCGAAAAGCGGUCUGUUUGUUAAGGUCGGAUAGAGCAGAAAUAACUAGUGAAAUAUACGAGUUAAUAACAGGCAAGGCAUUCCGGAGAAACACAUCAGUAUGUAUCAGAUACCAUGACUGGCUAUGGUUGUGUAUAUUUAUUCAUGAUUGCGCUAAUUUUUUUCCAACGAGAAGCAAGCAGCUGCAGGACGAAAAUUCUGGUCGCGAGUUUAUUCUCGUUGAGAAAAACCACUCUGGUUCUUGGCAAUUUUCGAGAUUCGCAAUUUUGUUGGCUGCAGCUCUACUUGCUGGAGUAUCGAUGGUCAUCUACUUUAUUCUUCUCGGUCAUACGUGGUCCUCUGCUCCUUCGGGCACGUGUCCUUCUUUUCGCGGCACACCACAAUUCUUCUCGGCGACCACAGGCACAGGUACUAAGGUUGCCUGUGUGUAUGUGUUGGACCAUUCGAACACAGACUGUUAAGUCGCGUCUAGUUUCUCGGUGAGAAACACUCGAGAGUGGUAAAGUUUGCACAAUUUGCACUCACAGCCUGAGACUAAUGAUCUCUGGCUGCUUUGAUCCCUGUGGAUGUUCAUUGGGGUUGCAAGGAGGAAGUCUCAGCUUCAUCAUUGGGAUAUCGUGUUGCGUGGGGAGCUUUCAUAUGGAAACGCUUAUGCUAUCAUCGUUGACUCAUACGAUCAUCAUGCACUGGCAUUCAUCAUUGAUCAGAAUUGACAAGACGUUAUGGACCUGGCUACAGCUAUGAAACAUUCAUCAUUUCUUCUAUCUGAAUACGUUGAAGGUCCUUUGCCUGUUGAUCGUUGAUUUUGGAACCAUAUGCAUUUAGGUCUGUAGGUUAUCUUUGAGAUCAUUCCGGUGUUGUUUUGUCCUUGACUGUGUUGGGGGCUUGAGCCACAUACGAGAGCGAGAGGAGAAACCGCCGACACCCGCGCCAACUAAGGCCAACGCGUUGAAAGUGGUGCCGGUGGGUACCUUGUUCGCCUGGCGAUCUUGGUCAUUUUGGUGAUCUUCAUGCGUCUGAUCUUUGUGACAUUUCAUGACUAUGACCUUGGCCAACAGUAUGACAGUUGCUAGCUCAGUUUAUAAAAUAGCAGGUAAUAUGCGAGGUGUUGUGCAUCAUGUAGUUCUUGGAACUUGCGACGUGCUGUACAUUUCUCAGAAUGAAAAACAAAAAUGCUUUUCCAUCUUCAAUGAAUCAUCAUCCUCCAGCUUUACUUUCAUGAUCCUAGGCUGGCCUCAAUGCCCAAUGAUCCGCUCUCAUGAGGCGCGCGCUAAGCAAUCCUCGGCACCAAGCAGCGAAAGCAUCUUCCUCGAGGCAGAAGGGAAUGAUGGUUUUUUCAUACAAGUUUCAGCAGCUGACUUGGCAACAAGAGCAAUCAUUUAUUAACUCUUUUCAUGAUUAAUGUUAGCAGAUGAUUUUCAUUUCUCUAGCAAGAAGUGGGAACCCGUCAGAUAAAACAAGACUCAACUCUCUUUUCCGUAUAAUGAUUUGAAUAUACUCUCUACUCUGGAACAACUAAUCAGGUGAUGCUGUAUGCAAAGAUGGACCCGAUAAAAGUUCAUGCGUGCGAGACGAAAGUGCGUCCAGGUCCGAAGCGACGCAGUGGUGUUGGGAAAAAAGCCACGAGGCGUUCAUUCGCAGAAAUUCCCCAGAUGAAUCUUGCAAAGACAUCAUUAAGGAGCAAUUUUAUGUAAGUAAAUGAUCCUUGACUUUUUCUUAACCCAUAACGAAGAACCUCUGCUCCUAGCCAGUCGCACAUGUCAGGCAUAACUGAAUUUUAGAGCAGUUGAGUUAUCGGCACGAGAGUAGGUGAUAAGGCGCUAUGUGUAAUAUAAAUAUGUAUAAAUAUGUAUUGGAGUUGUAGACCCUCUAACUUGCCGGACCCGGAGUUGUGUGCGAAGCAACGUCAGGACAGCUGCGUUUUUAAAAAUGGCGUCACAGGAAGCCACUUUUCUCCCGUGAGAAUCACGACGGUCGAAUGCUGCUCGCUGACGCCACAUGGGGAAGACCGUACCUAAAUGGAUUAAUCCUCCUCCUCUUUCUGCUCUCCUGAAGAGAAUGACUGUACGACCUAAUUAGAAGUGACGCAUUGGAGUGAAGCUGAAGAUCUACAUGCUCAGUAUUUCAGGCAGUGUCAACUUCAACUUCUGUCUAACAUUGCAAGUAAGAUUAAAGAAGACUUUCCUGUUCCUCCUUAAUCCAGUAUUGCGGAAAAAAAAAGUGGAGAAUUUCCGUAAGGAGGUGGCUGAGAGACGAGGCGAACACCAAGUGCUCACUGGUUACCUUGUGGGCAAUAUUGAAGCCGUGCUCACAAAUGAGAGCGACGUGGUCCCGCUUUCACAGCUCGGAUUGGCGGAAACCCGCAAAACCCUGGAUGAGACCAUCAGGAGAGGCAAUGAAGCUGUCGACAGCGCCAAGCACAGUGUGGAGAGAGCACAGAAGUCUCCAAAUUAUGAAUAGAAAGAUGCAUAGCGUCGACUUCUACUAGUAGGCACUGUCGAGCAUCAACAUGAUGAGCGCGUAUGAACAUUGUUGAAGCUACUGACAGACAGACUCCGGACUGCGGGUCGCAGAUGAUUGGUAGUUGAUUUGAUAAUUUCCACUUUGAAUCAUUUACUUCGCCGUGGACCUGCAUGAUCUGCGUUUUUUCCUGCAGUGACGGCGUCGCGGUAUCUCUCUGAUGUCUAAACUACGACCUAAACAUGUCUCAAAUAAUUGCAUCUGUUGUAUAUUACAACCUAAUUAUUAUGGAUCUGUUGUAAUACCUACUGGCUCUAAUAAUUCCGACUCUCCGAAUUCAGGAAAGAGGUAGACGACUUGAUGAAGAAGGUAGAGGAUGAGACGGCUGCUGCGGUGGAGAAAAUCCGGGUCGAUGUCGAUAGGAAGUUCAAGCCGUGGGCGGAAGAGAAACUUAAACAGGCAGAAGCGAAGUUUAAAGAAUUGCAGAAGACUUAUAGUUAAGACCCUCGAUUAUAAUUAAAUAAGAAAUUCGAACUAUACUUCAGUAUUUCCAACGGCUUGCUUCCUGCUUCACCUAUGUACGCAAGCCGAUUUCGGAAUAUUGGACUAAAGGCCUCAACAGUAGACGCAAUAGGUUACGUUAUAUCACUGUCGACAUUGAGGAGCUCUAACAACAACCAGAGGAGCUGCAAAAGCUCGAGCUCCAGUUCACCAAUAUGGAGAGGCACGUGCCCGAUGCAAGCUGGCGGCCGUUUUUGAGGGAGCUGAAGAACUUCGAUGAGAUAAUCCAAAAGCAUUCGGCUUCUGGUACUGAUUAGUUUUUUGAACUGGGCGUUUGCGCAUCAACAUACCAUGCAUUGGGAUAAGCUUGGCCCGCUUUUUCCGCGUCCCUGUAGAGUGAGCAGUCCGGUUGUCUGACUGUAAUGCCCGGCGCAAGUUCAGCUUAUUUUGUGUGCUUCCAGCUGGCGCGCAGUUGCGCUCUCCGCUUAGCCCGCGCGCUCCACUCCACGCCCAGGCCCACUUUUGCGCCUCGCGCUUCGUCCUCGCCUUAUAAUAGAACAGUUUAUAACACGAACGGCGGUUGGCACGGUUGGCACGAAUGACACGGUUGGAACAACCCAACGAAGCCAAAAAGUGCCACGAGUGGCGCGGUUGGCGUUGGCAUAAGCGGACAGGGAGGGGGAUUCGAAGGCAGGGCUGCAAUUCUACGGAAAGCCCCCCUGCCAUUUUGAAAAUGGUAAGGGAGCUAGCCAGAAACAAAGCCGACUCGGCUGCUCUCUCAAGAGUGCGGAUCCUAGUGCGGCUGACCGUCGGAGGGCUGGCUUCUUUCUUGGAACUACCGCGCGGGCCACGCAAAUUCUGGUGGACUUGCAUGAGAUGACCCCCGCGGAAUUCCACGAGAGGAAUGCUGCGACGAGGCGGGUGAUUUAGCACGCGGCCUCCGCCCUAGGGUGCUCAGCUGAUCCACCGCGCCGCCGCCGUGGGAGAGCGGCGACGGAGGUGGGCCGUGGCUUGGGGGGCGGGUCGGAUGCGUGGCAGCUUUGAAUCGCGGGUGGCAGAGGAGGGCUGGAGCAAAAGCAACGCGCCCGAAGGGCGCCGGGUUUGGGGAGCCUACUGAAGCGCAACGCCGUGGAGGGUGUGGCAGAUUGGUCGCAGGGCGCCCGAGUGGGAGUCCCAAAGUAUGUGCGCAGCAUUCGGAGAGAGCGGUAACGCCGCGGGGGCGGUACCGCUUGAAAACGCAGGGCGCCCGAAGGGCGCCCCGCUCUCGAAGGUCUGAAAGGUCCACGAAUGGCACGAAUGGCGGAGCACAUUGAAGCCCCGGAUUGGAUGCCUGCCAUUCGUUCCAACCGUUCCAUUCGUGCCAUGCCAACCGGCCCCCGGAAACCUUAUAUAUAAACUGUUCUAUUAUAAAUCUAUGUGCCAGGAGGCGGGAAGGAGGCCCCCCGAAACCCUAUGCCAGCCGUAUCCAACUGAGGAGCGUGACGCGCGAAGGGGCACCGGCGUGACGCGCGGGGGAGUGUGAUGGGUGAGGGGUUUCGGGCGUGACGCGUUAAGGAGCGUGACGCGCGAGGGGACAUCAGCGUGACGCGUGGCGGCGGGGCGCGGGAACGAAGACGCGGGGCGGCGUGGUGCGUGGUGUGCUAGUGCUUGCGGACGCACGUGGUGGCGUGAUGUGGUGCCGCGGUGUGUGGCGGCGUGGCGUGUGAUGGUGUGACGUGAGACGGCGCGAGGGUGCGGCGGUGAGUGUGCUGUCUGUGUGGUAGGUGAGCUGAGGCGCCUGCGAGGGCGUGGCGUGGUGUGCAUGUGUCUCGCUACCCAUGGAGAGGCCGCCAGGCAUUGCCUCUGGGCUUUUGGUGGCUUGUCUCAGGUCGGGCGGCUGUCUGCGGGCUUGUCUCAGAUCAUUUCUACGGCUGCCUGUGGGCUUGUCUCAGAUCAUGCGGGCGCCCGUUGGCUACUUGUCUCAGGUCGAUCGCGUAAUAUAGUCGCCCGCGGGCUGGGCUCAGGUCAUAUGGUCGGCAAAGGGCUUCCUUGCUCAGUUCAUACGCUACGGCCGGCCGCCCAUUGGCAUCUCUCAGACCAUGCGGCCGCCUACGGGCUUCCUUGUCUCGGCUCGUAUGGCUGUCUGCGGGCUUGUCUCUCUCAGACAUCCGGACGGCUGUCCACGGGCGUGCCCCAGGUCGGACCGCUGUCCCCGCGCUUGUGUCAGAUCAUACGGCCGCUGGAGGGCUUGCCUCGCUCAGGUCAUAGUACGGCCGCCCGCUGGCUUGUCUCAGAUCGUAUGGCUGUCCGCUGGCUUGUGUCGGAUCGUAUGUCCGUCUGCUGACUUGUCUCUGGUCGUUUGGCUGUCCACGAUCUGAGCCAGAUCGGACGGCUGUCCACGGGCUUGCCUACGACGGGCUGGGCGGCUGCCUCUGGGCUUGUGUCAGGUCAUACGGCUACCCGCGGGCUUGUCUCAGAUCCGUCCUUCCUACUGUCGUCUGGCUGCAGCUGGCACUGGCUUCCCUAAGAUAUACUCACUGGAACAAUGCCGCCCGCCCGAUUCCUUAAGAUCAUAGACGCAGAUGACCUACCGCUACUGCUGUAGUCGGCGGCAGGCUUCUCUCCGUGUUGUCUCUCUUACCGUCGUCCACUGGUGGGCUUCGCUUCUGUUUCGUUCUUGUGCAUAGUGAUAUAGAUUGCGGUGGCUAGUCACGCUCCCCAGGCUACCUCUGCGCCAUCUGCGCGUGGCGCGUCAGUCACGCUUUUCGCGCGCGUCACGCAAAAGGGGCGAGCAAGCUUGCCUAGCUCGCUUUUAUAGGGGGAAAGGGGAACGGCUUCAGGCCUGCGGCCUAUACGGCGCUCGCCAGGUCUUACGCCUCUACCUAAGCUGGAGCCCUGGAACAUAUUUCAUACAUUUCGUCUCCAGUUUUAGUUUGCGUCGUAGGUAUUGUUGUUUUCUGUCCACCUUUCUUGCGUGCUGUCCAGAAGUCCGCCUGUCCAGGUGUCCAUCUGCGCGACAGAAGAAGUAUACUAGAUACAGCUUUGGGCACUGUGGCUGUGGGUCGUGAGCAAUACUCAAUUUGAUGCUGGUCAACGAUACGUGUAACCCUAAAACUUACGCUCUUUGAUGGAUCUGAGUGACGGAAGCAACUCCUCUUCCACCAUAGAACACAAACUGCAAAUAAUCCAGGAAAAACAAGCAGGACGCCGACGACCCAAGGUGCUGAGCAUGCUCGCGCAUCUGCCCAACCGAAAGCUCCUCAGGCAUCUAGCAGUCAGGGAUCUUCUGGCACUAGCACUAAGGGCAACAUUCAGGGUGAGCGGAAGCAAUUAGACGCUGAAUCGUCUAGAAGCUCUGCAAGUGCGGGAAUGGUUCAUAGGACCACUGGGAUGGAGGAUGCGGUGGGUCAGGGUUCAGAUCUUAACCUGAGUCAGGGGGUACAAGAUACUAGCGUGAAUCAGGAGGGCUCAGAUCCUAACACCGAUGUGCAAGGCCCUGGAACGGAGGAAACAGGUCCUCGCACUAAAGCGGGAGAUAUUGCCACUAAUGUGGGCGAUGCUAACAACAACGGGGAUGAUCUAGACAAUCAGGGGGUGAAUGCCAAAGGGGCUGGUGGCAGUUCUUGCUGUGGAAAAAACUAAGUCAUAGUACAACUGAUUGUAGAGCUGGUGAUAGUAGUAUCCAUAGCCAUACCCAUACCAUUCUUCACAACAUUCAGUAUUUAUGUUCAUGCACUACUAGAAGCUGGAAAACAAAAAAAUUUUGGAAUCUCUGUGAAAAGCGAAUCACUUCCAUGCCCAUUUACAUAGAAAAGAAGAACCUAGAUCUUGGAAAGGGAGUUGCGUCCAUUCUCCUGCACUGCUCGGAAACAAGUUAUACUUAGAACUCGGGAAGGGGAGUGGUUCUAUGUUAUCUUUCAUAGAAGUCGGAAGCAUUGUUUGACCAGUAAAGGAGUAACGCAUAGCACUUCUCUCAACAGUUGCCAGAUCUGUUUGAAUAUGUUGAUUUGUAUCUAUAUAAACAUUUGCGAACUGAAGUGGAAGAUCACGACAAGAAAACGGUUAUUAGAACUAAAACCUGAACUAGAACGACUCAAGUGUCUCAUGAUCCGAAAAAUGCAACAUCACGACAAAGACGAUAACUAUGACCAUUCCCAAUCAAACUACACCAGCAACGAACAAUAACGUUUGAUGAAGCUCAGCCCUCAAAUGCAACAUCUCUCCAAAUGACAAAACUCUACCAGAGUCAACAAGAAAGUGACUAUAUCAACGACGACAACUAGAGGCCCGCCAGCCCUGUAAUAUUCUGUAUCAUCUAGAAGAAAUAGAGGAUACCCACUACAGCUCCUCGAUAUUGUUAGAUGCAUCAUAUACAUACUGAAACUGAAAUGCAGCAGAUCAGAUUGCAGCACACCGCAUGACGGGACUGACCUCUGAAGAAAAUGAAUAUGAUUAGACUUAGAUAGACAAGUGGCACACUGAUUAGGGCAGUGGGCACCAAGUUCGUUCCCUUGUUACGUAUUUACAACAAGCCACACGAUCUCUCGACCCAAAGCUGGCCUUCUUUCUAUAAUCUAAUAUGAUGAAGCACACAGCUAGCCUUUAUGUCACUUGUCAGCCUAAGUAAUGACUAGGGCACUUCUUGUUUGAUUUUGAAGUUAUUCAGUGCAGAUCUAGAUAGAUAUUUACAAGAUAUGUUUCUCAUUCUCAUUCUCAGUAAACAAACACUCACUCUCAGUUAUUAAAAGAUCUGAUUGAAGAAUGUGAAUUCGUAGAAGUAGAACUGUCAUCUUCACAAGAAAACUAAAACUAGAAUCAGACACUUAUCAUCUCAUCCGAAAAACGCAACAUCUUUCAUUACCACAAAGACGAAAACUAUCUACAUCAAUCUUCACUCCGAAACUACAUCAACGACAAUAAAGUUAGUAUGACGCUGGCGCCUGAUUAGAGGGGUUGCGGGCUUUGGCUUCUUUCUAAGCGUGUCUUUCGUUGGAUGCGUGGCCGAAAAGCUGCCCCAGUUCGAAAAAUUUAUACCAUAAGCAGGACCAUACAGGUUUGCACUGUGUUGACUUGGUGUAACAAGUCAGUGACUAUCAUAAUUCAACUAAUCCGCAAACUACAUUCAAUUACAGAACAACAGCGCUCAUGCGUACAAUGAAUUAGCAACUAUGUGCAAUGGCACUUCGAUAUCGAUGAAAGCUCAGCCUCAGGCUGCCAGUCUGGUUUUUCUACUCACGAGAGAGGACAGCCAUGGAUAGCUUCAGUUUUUGCGUGGUGCAACUGAUCGGAAAGUUUUGACAGCAGAUAAGUACUAAAGCGAGCGCAGCACUGUAAGGACUGAUCAUGGCCGCAGUCAAGUUAGUUCAUUUGUUUUCUAGAAAUUCCUACCCGGUUUUGCAUACAGGUUGGUAUGCAAAUGGGCCAGCGGGCUUCCCGUUAAUGUAGUCCAUCUGAUUAAAAUUGUACUUCACUACGCCAAGAGCUCUGGGCGGGAGCUUAGACCGGCAGUUUUCUCUACUCAGUAGCGAAGGCUGUCAUGCUUUUAGAUUUUGUUUUUGUAAUGACAGCGGAAAGGAAUGGAAGCUGAAUUAAAUAUGGUGCGGUCUCAAUGAUUGAGCACAUCAAAGUUUUGGUCGCCAAUCUAGUCCAUUCACCAUUCAAAACGCAAUCUAUCUGACAGACGAAGGCAACUUAUCCUUAUGUUAUCAUGACAGUGGAAUUGUUGAAAAGGUGUUGUAAAGCUCACUACUGAAGACAUAGGCAACCAGUUAAGUACAGAAGUAAAGCUUAGCGAAUAAUUGAAACAGCAGAAAAUGGACAGUAAUUAGUGUAAGGAGGCUUGUGUUUUUUUUCUUUGGUUUUCCGGUUCGUUGCGUCACGAAGUAUCGUAAGACUUGCGUCGCGAUAGGUCUUUCGGUUGGAGUGCUUGCGGGAUGUGUGGCGUUUGAUCCCCCACAUCUGGGUCUGCCGUAGUGCAUAAAUUUGGGCCCGGCGCAUUCUCCUCGUCCGCAGCCGGAUCUCCAGCCCAUUG
Messenger RNA from Amoebophrya sp. A25, 9069 nucleotides. The record is from the annotation of a GenBank genome assembly. NCBI's taxonomy places the organism in Eukaryota, Dinophyceae, Syndiniales, Amoebophryaceae.